CUUACGACUAAAAGUCGCCGACUAAUGGAGCUUUUAGGGUUUUAGCAAAUUUCUUUUGGAGGUAUCUUUCUAUCUCACAAUUUUUUUGCAGAAAAUUUCUUCAAUUUCGAGUUUUUCUUUGUGGGUUUGUUUAACUAUUCAAAUAUUUUGAUUUUGAGUUAGGAAUUGAGUAACAAGAAGGUGAGAUAUGGAGCACGGUUCGUUCACGAAUGAUAGUCAUGCUUCGUUUACUUUAUCGGAAGAAGAUCACACACUUGCUAAUGCUGUUAGAUUCGUCUUAAACCAAGAUCCGAGAGUAACCGUGGCUGCAUACACCAUUCCACAUCCUUCCCUUGAACAGGUCAAUAUCCGGGUCCAGACAACAGGUGACCCGGCAAGGGAAGUUUUCAAAGAUGCAUGUCAAGAACUUAUGCAAAUGAACAGACAUGUGAGAAGCGUUUUUGAUAAGGCUGUUACUGAGUAUAAGGCUGCUAAAAAGCUAAAGGAGGAGGCUGAAGAAGAAGAGCUUAAGAGGCAGAGGGAUCUAUUUGGGUCCAUGGACAUUGAAAGCAACUGAUUUUAUAAAAUAACAUUUGUAUU
This is a messenger RNA of Arabidopsis arenosa, 579 nucleotides long. Lineage: Eukaryota; Viridiplantae; Streptophyta; Magnoliopsida; Brassicales; Brassicaceae. The record is from the annotation of a GenBank genome assembly.